This is a messenger RNA of Klebsormidium nitens, 309 nucleotides long. NCBI's taxonomy places the organism in Eukaryota, Viridiplantae, Streptophyta, Klebsormidiophyceae, Klebsormidiales, Klebsormidiaceae. The record is from the annotation of a GenBank genome assembly.
AUGGCAUCCGGGUUCUUUUCGGCAGCAGACGAUGCGGGAUAUGAAGCUGCACUCGCGAUUGAGCACAGUGUGGCUGGAGAGAUCAACGACGGGUUUGUGGGUUUCCUUCUCGGGGAUCGCUUGAGGCUAGAAGCAGAGCUGGAGUUGGCCAGACAGGCAGCCGAGAAGGUUAAUGAUGAGAACACGCGGUUGCGCAUUCAGAUGGAGAUGCGCGACGAGGAGAUCAAAAGGCUGAAGAGCAAAAGGGGGCGCUCUGAUCAUCUUGGCCUGGAGCUACCUAACGCCAGCACUCACACGCAGUCAAGCUAG